Messenger RNA from Artibeus jamaicensis (Jamaican fruit-eating bat), 2307 nucleotides. It is a transcript of the gene NAF1, whose product is annotated as nuclear assembly factor 1 ribonucleoprotein. Gene Ontology annotation, biological process: box H/ACA snoRNP assembly; ribosome biogenesis; pseudouridine synthesis. Gene Ontology annotation, cellular component: sno(s)RNA-containing ribonucleoprotein complex. The record is from RefSeq and is a predicted model, not a curated record. The coding region runs from base 184 to 1626 and encodes 480 amino acids. The transcript is spliced from 8 exons. Lineage: Eukaryota; Metazoa; Chordata; Mammalia; Chiroptera; Phyllostomidae. Gene Ontology annotation, molecular function: RNA binding.
UGCCGGUGGGUAAACGGCGGGGGCGUGUCUCUAGGUAACCCCGCGUGUAGUUACGGGAGAAACGCUGGAAUUGGGGCCCAGGCCAUGUUCUAUCCCCUGCUAAGGUUGUUUUAGUUCCAGAUCGAGCCUGCAGCCUAUUCGAGGCCGAGAACCUGAGCCUGACCCCGUCUCAGGUGUGCUGCGAUGGAAGUAGUGGAGGCCGCCACUGCUCAGUUGGAGACUCUGAAAUUCGGUGGCGCCGGCUUUGGGAUUGGCCCAGGGCAGGCAGUGCCAUCACCGAGUUCCGUACCGGUCCCAGAGACACCGCAGCCACCACAAUCGGAUGAGGUGCCUCCAGACACUGGGCAGGACGCGGAAGCUCAGCUAGCCAGGGACCAGCCGCCAGAACUCGCGCUGAGCAUUGCCGUUGGCGGGAACCCGCCACCUGGAGGGACCUGCGUCACCGGCCCCGGCGCUGCAGAGCUUGUGCGGAUACCAGAAUCCUUGGGGACCUCGGACUCGGAUUCGGACUCGGACAGUGAAACAGAUUCAGACAGUUCAAGCUCUUCCUCUUCCUCAUCAUCUUCCUCAUCCUCCUCUUCCUCUCAAAUAUCACUUCCUCCAGUGCUGUCCGAUGGAGAUGACAAUUCACAAGUUGACAAGGAAAAUAAGAAUUUUCCUGUUAUUAAAACAAAAGAUGAAUUACUUCUUAAUGAACUACCUUCAGUUGAAGAACUCACUAUUAUUCUGCCUGAAGAUACGGAAUUAAAGCCUCUUGGGAUAGUUUCAAGCAUUAUUGAACAAUUAGUAAUAAUUGAAUCUGUGACGAAACUACCUCCAGUUAAUGAGGACACUGUAGUUUUUAAAAGUGAUCGUCAGGCAGCAGGAAAGAUAUUUGAGCUAUUUGGACCUGUUGCACACCCAUUUUAUGUACUACGGUUUAACUCUUCAGAGCACAUUGAGAGUAAAGGCAUUAAAAUAAAGGAUACUAUGUAUUUUGCUCCAUCAAUGAAUAACUUUACUCAAUAUGUAUUCCCAGAAAAACAGGAAAAGGGGUCAGAUGCCUCAUGGGAGAAUGAUCAGGAGCCACCACCAGAGGCCUUAGAUUUCAGUGAUGAUGAAAAAGAAAAAGAAGCCAAACAGAGAAGAAAAAAUCGCAUGCAAAGCAGGAAAAAACUAAGAUCUGAAUUUAAUGAGUCAGGUGAAGAUUUGGCAGAAGUGCAUCAGAAUUGGAGCGCUGCGGAGCAUUCGACAGGAUACCGCAACAGAGGAUUCACACGAGGAUUUCCCCGGGGCAGACACCCUCCGCCUUGGCACGGCAGGCCCCCACCUGCGCAGUUUUAUCACUCGGAGCGCAUGGUGUCUCAGGAGACCUCAGGAUUUCCACCUCAGAGACAAGAGAAUCUCAUGCCACACUAUGCCUUCCCUCCUCCGAUGUUCGACAUGCAUAAUUUUGCACUCCCUCCUCCACCUCCACCCCCACCCCCACCCCCACCCCCACCACCCGCGUUUGUAAACAUGGGUUGGGCCGCACCGAACAUGGUGCCCCCCAUGCCCUACUCCAUACCCCCACCUCCUCCUCCCCCACCCCCGCCUCCACCCCCCCCUUCUGGAGACAACAAUUCUUAUUUUGGAUCUUACUAUUAGGUGAAUGAAUGCAUUUCCAGAGAAAUGUAGACUUUUUAUUUUAUACAGGAAAGAUUUUUCUUUUAUAUGGAAAGGAUUUUUUUUAAAGAAAGCAAUUAUGGAUCUAGAUUUUUAAAGCAUCGUCAAAAAAAACGGCUUCCUUUAAGUUGUAAGUUGAUAUAUAUAUUUAUAACAUUGGCAAAAUUGUAUCCGCAUGAAAAUUUUAUUUUAGAUGUGUAGGGGGGAUUCCAGUUGUGUAAUAUUUAAUUAGAACUUUGAAUCCGUGCUUUCCACAUCCCUGCCCGAUUAAACAGCAUAUUCAGGUUCAGCCGCAGUUCUGGAGCCACCUCCGUCACGGGUAGAACAGACAGCGCACCCAUCAUCUUGUUGGCGUAUCUGAAAAUACGAUGUUGAAGUCCUACUGCGGGUCUUUAAAAGAAACUAUUUUUAUAAACUUAUACUUUGGAAAUUGAUUUUGAUUGUAGUUACUAAUUACCAGUAAAAUUAAAUGCUGUAAUUAAAAAACAAGUGAAGUGUACGGAGAAGGGAAGCCUUAUAUAUUGGUAGAAGCUGUGACUGUCAUUAAAGGUUUUCAUUUUCUGUGCAGAUUUUCGUUAUUUGGGCACUUUUCAGGAGACUUUACUCUCUGACCAUGUAAAAGAACACAAAGCUUAUUCACAGUAAAGUAGUAUGUGCUCACAA